Molecule: messenger RNA, 632 nt
Organism: Osmia lignaria (orchard mason bee)
Lineage: Eukaryota; Metazoa; Arthropoda; Insecta; Hymenoptera; Megachilidae
Source: RefSeq, a predicted model, not a curated record
UCUUCUACUAUGUAUAGUCACUGCAAGUGUGUUUGAGAAAAUUCUGUUAAUUUUUCACAUGGAUCACGUAACUUAACAGGGAAGCUGGAAUUUGGUGAAACAGUGUACAUCGAAAUGAUUGAGUCGUGCACAAAAAAGCGAAUGUUAACUGGCAUUACAUUAUUAGGAGGAUUAACAGUAUUAGUAUUAAUUGUUGAAAGUCAUUGGACAGAUAGUCCAAGUAAACUAUAUUUGGAAAAUUUUGAAAACAAUGCAACAUGUAUCUCUGGAGAGGAAUAUGAAGUACUUUCAGAAUGCCAUCCAUGUACUGCUUUUGAAAUAGCUAGUAAAAGCAUUGAUGUAUGUGUUCAUGCAAGAUACAAAGAAGUAUUAAAAUGUAAAAGUGGUGAGACUAUAACAAGAAGUUGUGACAGGGUAGCUUGGUUAGAAGAAAGAGAAUUUUGGAAGUUUGAAACACUCAUGUUCCUUUUGGCAUUCACCUCUUGUAUCAGUGUCUAUUGGAGAGAAAAUAUUCUGAGACAAAGGAUAAUAAGAAAAGUAGCCAAACAACUAAGGGUUAGCGUAUAGCUAGCCUCAAGUAAUUAAUAUUUUUAUUUGUUUUAUCAACACCUAUAUGAUUUCUUAGGCAGCUG